AUGAAAAAUCUUAGCAUUAUUGAGGAAUUUGUGCUUCUGGGAUUGUCUGAUGACCCAGAUAUCCAGACCCUGCUCUUUGUUCUCUUCCUGGGAAUGUACUUCCUGACCCUGAUGGGGAACCUGACAAUGAUCCUGGUGAUCAGGGCUGACUCCCACCUCUGCAUGCCCAUGUACGUCUUCCUUGGACAUUUGUCUUUCCUAGACAUGUGCCACUCCUCCGUCACUAUGCCCAAGAUGCUGCAGAAUUUCCUGUCUCAGAAGAAAACCAUUUCUAUGUGGGGCUGUAUCAUGCAGAGUUUCUUUUUCACUCUUUCUGGAGGCACUGAGAGCUGCUUGCUCUCUGCUAUGGCCUAUGACCGCUAUGCUGCCAUCUGUCACCCUCUGCUCUACACUGUGAUCAUGAAUAGACCUCUCUACACGGCAAUGGUCAGUGCAGCAUGGGUGAUGGGGUUGCUGAACUCACUAGUGAAUAAUCUUUGCAUCCAGAACUUACAGUUUUGUGGUCCCAAUAUAAUCUCCCAUUUUAGUUGUGAACUGCCUUCACUCUUUCCUCUGUCCUGCACUGAUACCACAGCUAACACGAUCCUGCUGGCUGGGUCUACUGCAUUUCUAGGACUUCUGACACUUCCCCUAAUCCUCUUCUCUUACUCAAAAAUUAUUUUUGCCAUUCUAAGUAUCUCUUCCUCUAAAAACCAAGGCAAAGCCUUCUCCACCUGUUCCUCCCACCUCACUGUGGUGCUCUUAUUCUAUGGGACAGCUCUAUUCAGGUACAUCAGCCCCUCUUCAGGAUCAGUCCUGGAGCGAGUUGUCUCUAUACAGUAUGGUGUGAUAACAUCCUUGAUAAACCCGCUCAUUUACAGCUUCAAGAACCAGGAGGUAAAGGCAGCCCUGCAGAGGAUGCUGAGGCAGCAGAUAUGGGUCUCAGGGUAA
Molecule: messenger RNA, 930 nt
Organism: Phacochoerus africanus (Common warthog)
Lineage: Eukaryota; Metazoa; Chordata; Mammalia; Artiodactyla; Suidae
Product: olfactory receptor 8S1-like
Exons: 1
Coding region: 1-930 (309 amino acids)
Biological process (GO): G protein-coupled receptor signaling pathway
Cellular component (GO): membrane
Molecular function (GO): G protein-coupled receptor activity; olfactory receptor activity
Source: RefSeq, a predicted model, not a curated record